Molecule: messenger RNA, 4953 nt
Organism: Rhagoletis zephyria (snowberry fruit fly)
Lineage: Eukaryota; Metazoa; Arthropoda; Insecta; Diptera; Tephritidae
Product: latrophilin Cirl-like
Cellular component (GO): plasma membrane
Molecular function (GO): carbohydrate binding; G protein-coupled receptor activity
Source: RefSeq, a predicted model, not a curated record
GCAAUUUUAGUGGUUUUUAAAUAGUAAAAAUUGCAAAAAUGUAGUGAACAAGGACAAUGGAUUUCGAUGCCGAAAAAAAUUCCGUUGAAAAUGUGAAAUUUAUAGCUUUUUCUUUGUUUAAACUACUUGCCUUCGACUAAUUGGGGAAAGUGGUUAACAGCAGACAGGUCGGAAAAAGUCGGGCGCCGCUGUUAGGUAGACUGUUAUGUUGCUGCGCUGUAAAACGAACGAAGUUUCUCUACAUCGGUGCUGUCAAACAGUUGCAGCGCUGUUAAACAGUUGCAUUUUAACAACAUGGCCCUGUUAAUUUAAAAUUUAAGUGCAUAUUUUAACUUGGUGGGCUAUGUCAGACGGAUGCGUUCUUAUUGGGAGCAAUGAUAAAUUUCUGAAAAAAAGCAAAAAUAAUCAGGUUAAAAAUUUAACUAAGGGUCGUAUAAAUAUUUUAAAAGAAUAAUUUAAAAAUUUGAGUAAUUUGCAUUCAACAAAGGAGGUCCACCUUGCAAGGCGUCGCAGUUGACCGCACACAUGGAAUGUGAGAUACAAAAAAUAUGGAGCCCGAGGAAUAUUAAGAAUUGGAACAUUCGACUCUGCAUUAAAAGUGCAUAUGUGUGCGUUGCACACAUCGUGCAGGGCCAAUGCCGAUGCAUGCAACUGCUUAGCAGUUUGAUGGCAUUUGCCUGGUUGUAAGUUGCAACAAAACGUUUAAUCGCCUUUUUAAAUGUGCAGUUCGUGCCUUCAAUCGGAAUAUACUGAGUCGAAUUUCUCUUUUACUAUUUGUUCGUUGUUGAGAAGUGUUUGCGUUGGGAAUUGCACACAAAUGCAGUAAUACCCUUUGGAAUUUACUUAUCCCUACAAAAUACGUGCGCUGUGGCAUUUUAAGCCAGUUAUUUGCUUUUUUGGGUCAUAGCUUGGCACUCGUCAUACUCUCCAAAUAUGACCUCACUUUCUAGACAACAAAAGCAACAGACUACACAGAAAAGAAGUUGGAUGAAUCAUCGUCAUCAUUUGGACUACUUGAACUGGCUCUCACUAUAGCAGGAGGUGUACGCUGAGUUUUAACUUUAAUUCUGAUGGCAUUGGUAUUUAUGAACACUAAGCAACAAAGCUAAGAAAUCAUGCGGCAAACACGCCGGGAGGCAUUCUAAGUAUCUAACCACCCAAAUACCAAACGGCCUACGCUUGCGAAGGUAAGAAAUUAACAAUUGAAUGCGAUCCAGGCGACCUGAUUAACCUGAUACGCGCAAACUAUGGACGGUUCUCGAUAACUAUAUGCAAUGACCAUGGCAACGUGGAAUGGAGCGUGAAUUGCAUGUUUCCCAAAAGUUUGACCGUGUUAAAUUCAAAAUGCGCGCACAAGCAAAGCUGCAGUGUGUUGGCGACGACGAGCAUGUUUGGCGAUCCCUGCCCUGGCACACACAAAUAUUUGGAGGCACACUAUCAAUGCAUAUCGGCCUCACAAACAUCAACUACCACAAAUCGUCCAAGUCCGCCAUGGGUUUUGGCGAAUAACCCACCGUUGCUUGCUAAUGGCAGCACGCUCAUCAAUCCGAGUGCUCCUCUCCAACCACCGGGGCCCGGUCGCCUGCCAUUGCCCGCUGGUGCGGGUGCUCCAGCCGCAGGUGGCAUAUGGCAUACGCUACCGCCAACGCCGGGCCCACCGCAACCCACCUUGCCGGGUGGCCGGCUAAAGGGUAGCUACAAUACAACGGCGAUAAAGAAUUCUAAUAGGCAUGACGGGUUACCACCACCGCCGCCGUUGCAUCAUCACCACCACUCGGGACAUCACCCAACGUCGUCAGGGGAUGCGGUCAAUGCGGCUGAUGCUUCAGGGUCCAAUACUCGAUCACAAGCGAAAGGUGAUGCAGCAAUGCGAACGCCAAGUACAAAUCAAACCAAAUCCUACACGGGUCCGUCCAACACAACCACCUCUCCCAAUACACGUAUACUUAGCGGGGUUGGUGGCAGUGGCACAGAUGACGGCACCUUGCUAACUGCUAAAACAGCGCAAAAUCGUGGCAACCAACCGCAGAGUACAGCUACCCAACAACAUGUCACUGGUGGUAAUAAUAAUAAUUUAAUAGGCACCGCCACAGAUGCUGGCAACGGAGGUACUGGCAUCCGCACCAUCAACAACAUAAACAAUCUCAAUUUGGGUUUGGGUGCGGUUGCUGAGGAUGAAACGAAUAUGUUCUGUGGACCCACAAAUGCACGUAAUUUGUUCUGGAAUAUAACGCGUGUUGGCGAUGUAAAUGUGCAGCCAUGUCCAGGCGGUGCCACAGGCAUUGCGAAAUGGCGGUGUGUGCUCAUGAAGCGCGUCACGUUUAAAGAAGACGUUGGCGGUACACCAGAGCCAACUACCAUGCGCACAAUGCUACGCUCUAAUUGCAGCGCCAACGCAAAUAGUAGCUGCGAAACCGCCGCUGAUAGACUCAAUCGUCGCAUAGGGAACUUUGAACCCACUUGGCACCCCUUAACACCCGAUCUGACGCAAUGCCGUAGUCUAUGGUUAAACAGCUUAGAGGUACGCGUCAACCAACGAGAAUCAUCGGUUAUCUCAAUUGCAAAUGAUCUGUCGGAGGUGACUAGCAGUAAAACUCUGUAUGGCGGUGAUAUGCUUGUUACCACAAAAAUUAUACAAACCAUGUCGGAAAAAAUGUUUCAUGACAAAGAAACAUUACCCGAUCAACGCCAGCGUGAGGCUAUCAUAUUAGAGCUCCUACAUGGUGUAGUAAAAACUGGUUCAAAUUUAUUGGACGAGUCGCAAUUAUCAUCUUGGAUGGAUCUAAAUCAGGAAGAUCAAAUGCGUGUUGCAACAUCGCUGCUUACGGGACUAGAGUACAAUGCAUUUCUGUUGGCCGAUACGAUAAUACGCGAGCGGAAUAUUGUGCAAAAAGUCAAAAAUAUAUUGUUAUCUGUACGUGUUUUGGAAACAAAGAAUAUCCAGAGCAAUGAAGUUUUCCCAGACCUCGAACAGUGGCAAAUCAGUGAUGACCGCAUUGAGUUACCACGAACUGCGUUGAUUGAGAACAGCGAAGGUGGGCUUGUACGCAUAGUUUUUGCUGCAUUCGACCGGCUAGAAUCGAUUUUGAAACCAUCAUACGAUCAUUUUGAUUCCAAGAGCUCCCGUAGUUACGUUCGCAACACUGCUUUACUGGCAAGUGAACGCAAUGAUACAGGUGCAGCUGCUGAUAUCCAGCAGCAACGCAUACGCAUACUAAAUAGUAAGGUGAUAUCGGCUAGUUUGGGCAAAGGGCGUCAUAUACAACUAUCACAACCCAUCAAAUUAGUUUUGCGGCACAUAAAAACCGAGAAUGUGACAAACCCAACCUGUGUCUUUUGGAACUACAUAGAUCACGCUUGGUCGGCAAAUGGGUGCAACUUGGAGUCUACAAAUCGUACGCACAGCAUUUGUAUGUGCAAUCAUCUCACCAACUUUGCCAUACUAAUGGACGUUAUGGACGAGCACAAUCAUUCGCUGUUUGGCGUCUUUAAUGGCAACAUGCGUAUACUUAUCUACAUCAGCAUAUCGAUUUGUCUGGUGUUUGUGGUCAUUGCAUUGCUAACGCUUAAGAUCUUCAAUGGCGUAUUCAUAAAGGUAAGCGGUCGUCGUGGUAGUCAGGGUGGUCUUGGCGGCAGUCAGCGACAGCGCGGCAGCCGCCGCCAGAACAAUAUACGUGAUCAGACGCAUGAAACGCUCGCAAUUACUUCAGCGUCGGGUACAGCGACAACAGCAUCCGGCUCAAGCGGUGAGCCAACACCCACUAACAACAUACAAACUCUACAACAGCAACUCAACUUACAACAUAUACCAAAUAUAAUGGGCGCGUCGGGUAGUCAUCACGCUAGUGCAACGCCCUCGAAUUUCAUACAACACAAUUCAAUACGAAAUUCGAAUCGCAACAACUUGAAUGCUAACAAUUUCAAUCUGCAGCAACAGGCCGCGCAGCAACAACAACAGCAGCAGCAACAACAAGUCGUGGCUGCCGCCGCUGCUGCAGUUGUGGUGGCACAGCAUAACCAACGCAACUUACAAAUGAAUAAUUUGAAUUUGAACUUAAACUUACAACCGCCACAUCAUCACAAUCCGCACGGUCACAAUCUGAAUCAGCCGGCAACGUCUACGCAUAUGCAUGUUAGCGCGGCGGCGGCACAUGCACCCCAUCACGGCACCAUAGAGACGUCGAUGAGUAACACGACGUCCGUGGCGGCCAUGGCGGCGGCUGCUACAAUUGCUGCAGCGCUACAGCAUGCGGGCAGCAAUAAUAAUUUGAAUGUGAAUCGUAACAGUAAUAAUGUGGGCGUCAACAAUCGCAUUGGUGAUGCGAAUACAAAUACAAAUAAUAUUAUAAUGCAAGGAAAUAUGGAAGAUUUACAGUAUAAGUGGUGGUGGUGGUGAAAUAUUUCAUAUGAUUAAUGUUCUUUGUUUUUUUAUUUGAGUUUAUGAUAAUUAUGUAGACGAUUAUUUGGAUAAACGUACAUAUAUGUAUGUAAGUAGCUUAGUUUAUACAUAAAGGUAAAAGCGACUUAGCCGCUUUAAAAUACUUUAGAAGGAACGUGAAAUUCUAAAUUGAUUAAGUUGUUUAUGUUUUUUAUGCAUUCGAUUUAUAAUUUUUAUUGUUAUUUGUACUGAUUAUUGUAGUAGUAAAUGUGAUAUACUGUUAAGUAUAAAAUUUUUUAGUGAUUUAUGACAUUUACUUUAUUUUAGUGCCUUAUGGCGUUAGUGCAUGUGUAUUUAAUUGCUUGGAUUUUAAGAUUUUCUUUUAAUUUCUCAUUUUUUUAGUGUGUAUGUUCUUGUGUUUUUUUUAGUAAAUUUAGUUCAUAGAAUGCAUAUGAUUUUUAAUGUUUAUAUUAUUUAAGUUAGCAUAAAUUGCAUAUGUUUUAGUUUGGCAUUUAUUUAAAAUCUCAUCACAUUUCAUACAUAAAUCACAAUAAAUGUCCUUUUGCGUAUUUGAA